UGGAUGUUGGAGGUGGCUUGUUAUUGUUUACUGUUUGUUUACUGCUGUGAAAUGAACUAUUUCAGACUAAUUUAUUCAUAUAAAACAAAAUAAUUGCUCCAAUGACAUAGCCUCGGUAAACAAGAUUUGCAUUUAUCGAGCAAAAUAAAGGUCAGCCGUUAUCGAUUUUUGCUUUCUGGUGAAGCUGUUCUUCAAACAAGGGCUAGAAUGGAUAUGAAUAAUUCAGAUAAAAAUGAUUCUCAACAAAUAAUUAUUCAAACAAGUAACUACAAUGUAACUGUGAUACCAGUAGAGUUCAACCGAGGACGAGUAUACAGCUCUCAGAAUUCUGAUUAUUUGUCAGAAUCCUACAGCAGGACACAUGAUGACUAUUCCCAAACUGAGGAACUGUCAUCAAGUCAAAAUGCUCUCUACUCUGUGUCCCAGAGAUUGCCACCUGUGAGUACAAGCUUCUCGAAUCUAUGCUCCUCAGAGAGCAGCUAUGUUUCUGAGCAGGUCAACUACCAGAAUGUGAAGGCAGAGUGGGAACGAGAGCGUACAAUCUCAACUUCAGACAGCACGAAAGAUGGAAGCAGUACAGAUGACAAACAAACCAGCGAAUCAACAACGGCGUCUGUGCAGGCUUCUCUUGCGUCGGCAAAUAAUCCGUCAACAAGUUCGUCCACGGAACCGUUCCAAGGCCCCAUAAUUCCAACAAGCGUGUACUUGCACAGUAGAACUGCAAUCAUCAUGGAAAUCGAAGAUACUCCCUCAGCAACUUGUGAGCUGUUGUGUCAAGCCAUCAUCAACAGUGAUGAAUUGGGACUGAACAAAGUUCUUGCCUCGCAGAUUUUCACACUUUGGAUGACCAGCCCAUUACUAGGAGUUGUUGACUUGCAGAAUUGCAACUGAAACCUACGCAUAAGCCAUAUGAAAUCAGGCAAAAGUGGCGCUCUCUAGUGGAGCAGCACAGUCAUGCUUCGUACAAUAGGCAGCAGAGGGAUGAACCAAGACUCAUGUUCCAGAGAAACGUGUUUUUCCCUCAACAUUUGGAAGAAAAGAUAAAAGAUCAUAAAAUUUUGGAAGUCCUUUAUGAAGAAGCUCGCAGUAAUAUUUUGAAUGGACGUUAUCCAUGUGAAGUAAUUCAUUAUAUUAUGUUAGGAGGAAUUCAAGCACGCAUUGAACUAGGGCCUUAUAACCCCUUAGUGCAUUCGACACACUAUUUCAGGGAGGAGCAGACCAAAUUUUUGCCUAUCCAUGUCAGAAAAAGUUCAACUUGGACAUGGUUGCCUAUCAGUUCGAAAAACUCGGCAGAAGUAAGAUUGUUGGAACAGUUCAAGAGAAUUCCAAAUUCUGCUACGAAUAGGAAACUGAUGAAGAAAUAUUUGGAGUUUUGUUGGUCUUUACCUUUUUAUGGGUCCGCUUUUUUUGAAGGACAAAUCGAGCAGCCCGUAAGAGGUUUACCAUCUUUGAUCACCCAUCAGGAUAUUCCAGUGCUCGUGGCCAUCAAUUCCAAGGGAAUGUAUAUUAUCGAUGAUAUUCAGUGUGUAGUAUUGUUGGGUCUGAGGUUCGAAGAAUUCAGUUGGGAAUACGCGAGACCCUCCAAAGAAGGUGAUCCCAAUUGCCUGCCAUGUUUGUUUGUGCAGUUCAUGGUUGUAGAAAACGGAGCUCGGGUUUCGAAAAUUUUGCAGGUGUUCUCAAGACAAGCCAGUUUGAUGGACAAUCUGAUUGUUUUCUUUGUCAAUCAGCUGAAAUCGAAAUCGAACGAUGAAACCGAUAAAUCGUUAGAUAACCAAGUUAAUAAUGAGAACGAAACUCACUCGUCUCUGAUAAUGACUUCAGUGCAUUCGACAACACUGCCUUCCUUAAGCAACAAGUUGAGUAGGUUGACUUUAGCAACGUUCGACGAAGAUGGUCAUUGCAUCGGGCAAAUGGGAUCAUGGUCCAUUAGCUAUUAAAGCUAUAAUCAUUAUUUAUGUACAUUCCAAUGCACGGUGAUAUUUUUGCAUGAUAUUUAGAGAUUAACAUACUGCGUUUGACUGAUUUUACAGGGUGCGGCAGCAUAGCUUCAGUUUUUCAAAACUAGGUUAAAACUUGUAUGAAUCAGAACAUUCUCCAUACACAGAGUAAAGUGAGUCAUGACUUUGGCGAGCAAAGCUAGCGUUACGUUGGUAAUUUUUCCUGGAUGUUGGUCUUCAAAUCUUGUAAGCUCCUUGAACGAUUCACAUAAACACGGAAUUUCGAAAAAACUUCUUAAAAUUCACAAGGGGCCAAAUCACCCCUAAUUGAGAU
This is a messenger RNA of Acanthoscelides obtectus, 2271 nucleotides long. Lineage: Eukaryota; Metazoa; Arthropoda; Insecta; Coleoptera; Chrysomelidae. The record is from the annotation of a GenBank genome assembly.